AUGCUGAAGCAGUUUAUCCUGCCUUUGCUGGCAGCGACAGCCUAUGCCGCUCCACUAGACGAACGACAGUCUGGCCCGACAGUCACGAUUGCCAAUGGUACAUUGAUUGGAUCGUCCUCUCAAGGCGUGGACAACUUCAAGGGCAUUCCCUUCGCCCAAGCUCCUGUCGGCGACCUUCGCCUGAGAGCACCUCGACCCCUCGCUCAAGGCUUCGGAACUCGUCAAGCGACACAGUCUGGAAGGGCUUGCCCACAAUUCUUCCAGAAUGUCGACAGUGGUGUUUUGCCAGCCGAUGCACUUGGCAAGCUGCUAAACACGCCACUGUUGCAGAAGAUCACGAACGCGGGUGAAGACUGCUUAUUCAUCGAUGUUGCGAGACCUGCGGGCGCAAAUGCGAACUCGAAACUUCCAGUGCUGUUCUGGAUCUAUGGAGGUGGAUUUGAGCUCGGCAGCAAUGGUAUGUACGAUGGCGGAAGUCUUGUUCGCAAGUCGAUCAGCUUGAAGGAGCCGGUUGUCUACGUCGCUGUCAACUACCGCGUUGGCGGGUUCGGUUUCCUGGGAGGCAGUGAUCUCUCGGCAGAGGGCGGCAACACGAAUCUCGGACUUCGAGACCAGAGGCUGGGUCUUCAAUGGGUUCAGGACAACAUUGCACAGUUCGGCGGUGAUCCUUCGAAGGUCACUAUCUGGGGCGAAUCUGCAGGCUCGAUCUCAGUCUUCGACCACACAAUCAUCAAUGGUGGAGACAACACCUACAACGGCAAGGCUCUCUUCCGAGGCGCCAUGAUGAGCUCUGGUAGCAUCAUCCCCGCCGCGCCCGUCACAGGCACCAAGUCGAAUGCUGUGUACAACACCGUUGUGAACGCUGCAGGAUGCUCUUCAGCAGCCAACAAGCUCGCCUGUCUUCGUGCCCUGCCCUACGAACAGUUCCUCAACGCGGCCAACUCCGUUCCAGGAAUCUUGUCCUACCAAAGUGUCGACCUCGCCUACCUUCCUCGCCCAGACCCAGCCGAUAACUUCUUCUCCACAUCACCAGAAGCCGCAGUCAACAACAACGCCUUCGCCCGCGUCCCCAUCCUCGUUGGAGACCAAGAAGACGAAGGCACCCUCUUCUCACUGGCACCGGCAGUCAACGUAACAACCAACGCCCAAGUAACCAAAUACCUCGCCGACUACUUCCGCCCCAACAACCCCAACGCAGACAGUGACGUCGCAGACCUCCUUCGCAACUAUCCGAACCAACCUCUCCUCGGCCAACCAGCUGGUUCUCCCUUCCGUACAGCCGGUCUGAACAGCAUCACACCACAGUUCAAACGCCUGGCCGCAGUCCUCGGCGACAUCACAUUCACUCUCACUCGCCGCGUAUACCUCUUGACGAUCCAACCAAAGGGCAUCAAGAGCUGGACAUAUCUGUCAACAUACCUCUACGGAACACCUGUACUGGGCACGCUUCACGGCUCGGACAUUCUGUUCUACUUUGGUCUUCUUGGGGAUAAUAAUCCAAUCACUAGUCGUCUUCAGACAUACUUCUUGUCUUUUGUCAACCACUUGGAUCCUAACACUGCCAGAGGAAACCAGAUCGCGUGGCCAGAGUGGACUCCCACGUCGAGAAGUAUGCUCAACUUCCAAGCUGCAGGCAAUCAAUUGAUCAAGGAUGAUUUCCGGGAGGCGGCCGCCCAGGACUUGUUGGCUAGUCAGACUGAGUUUGUCAUUUGA
Molecule: messenger RNA, 1713 nt
Organism: Cercospora beticola
Lineage: Eukaryota; Fungi; Ascomycota; Dothideomycetes; Mycosphaerellales; Mycosphaerellaceae
Source: RefSeq, a predicted model, not a curated record